Molecule: messenger RNA, 1698 nt
Organism: Drosophila rhopaloa
Lineage: Eukaryota; Metazoa; Arthropoda; Insecta; Diptera; Drosophilidae
Gene: alpha-PheRS
Product: phenylalanine--tRNA ligase alpha subunit
Exons: 1
Coding region: 114-1610 (498 amino acids)
Biological process (GO): phenylalanyl-tRNA aminoacylation
Cellular component (GO): cytoplasm; cytosol; phenylalanine-tRNA ligase complex
Molecular function (GO): ATP binding; phenylalanine-tRNA ligase activity; tRNA binding
Source: RefSeq, a predicted model, not a curated record
CGCGCUUUCCUGCACUGGGCAAUCUUGCGGUGUGGCAAAACGCAACACGAGAUUUCGAUUUCGCAUUCCGGCAUUGAAUUUAUCACUGAAAUAAGCACAUUGAACCGCCAGCGAUGCAUCCCGAUCUCACGGAGCGCAUUCUCCAGCACCUGGAGACCGCCGACAAGGUGGACACCCUGGACCUGGCCGGCCUUUUCUCGGAGGAUCACCAGAAAAUAGUGGGUGCUCUGAAGAGCAUCCAGGCGCAUGGCGAACUGGUCACGGCGGAAACGGCCACCCACAAGAGUCUGGGCCUCACGGACGAAGGUCGCGCCGUCGUGGAGCACGGCAGUCAUGAGGCCUUGGUCUACGCCGCAGUGCCUCCGGAGGGAAUCGCCCAGGCAGCUCUGAUGGCCGCCGGAGGACCGAAUGCCAAAGUGGGUUUCAGCAAGGCCAUGUCACACGGCUGGAUUCUGGUGGACAAGAGCGUCAGUCCACCACUGGUGCGGCGCAAGGUGGACACCAUUACGGAUGCGGUGCGGGAGCAACUGCAGCAGGUGGCCAAGGGCAAAGGUGGCCAACUGCCAGCCAAGGAGGUGGCCGACUUCAAGAAACGCAAGCUCCUGCAGGAGACCACCACCAAGAGCUUUGUUCUGGCCCGUGGCCCGGAGUUUGCCACCACUCUCACCAAGCUAGAGACGGAUCUCACCGUGGAAAUGCUGGCCAGCGGCUUGUGGGAUCAGCUUAAGUUCAAAUCCUACAACUUUGAUGCCUUGGGAGCGCCACCGACUCGUGGACAUCUCCAUCCUCUGCUCAAAGUGCGCACUGAGUUCCGGCAAAUAUUCCUCGAGAUGGGCUUCUCUGAGAUGCCCACCAACAACUAUGUGGAGUCGUCUUUCUGGAACUUUGAUGCGCUGUACCAGCCGCAACAGCAUCCGGCUCGCGAUGCCCACGACACCUUCUUUGUGAACAAUCCGGCGAGGAGCCACAAGUUCCCGCAGGAUUAUCUGGAGCGCGUGAAGAAAGUGCACUCGCAGGGUGGCUAUGGAUCCAAGGGUUACGGCUACGACUGGAAGUUGGAGGAGGCGCAGAAGAAUCUGCUGCGCACACACACCACGGCCGUGAGCGCCAGGAUGCUGUACAAGUUGGCCAACCAGGAGGGCGGCUUCAAGCCGGCCAAGUACUUUAGCAUCGACAAGGUGUUCCGCAACGAAACCCUGGACGCCACUCAUCUGGCGGAGUUCCACCAAGUGGAGGGCGUGAUCGCAGAUGUUGGUUUAACGCUGGGCGAUCUCAUUGGCACGCUAUACGAGUUCUUCAGGAAACUGGGCAUCACGCAGCUGGAAUUCAAGCCUGCGUACAAUCCGUAUACAGAGCCCAGCAUGGAGAUCUUCUGCUAUCAUCCCGGCCUGGGCAAGUGGAUCGAGGUGGGCAACUCGGGCGUCUUCCGGCCGGAGAUGCUGCUGCCCAUGGGACUGCCAGAGAACGUGAACGUGAUCGCCUGGGGCCUGUCGCUGGAGCGACCCACCAUGAUCAAGUACGGCAUCAACAACAUUCGGGACCUGGUCGGACCCAAGGUGGAUCUGAAGAUGGUGGAGGAGGGCCCCAUCUGCCGGCUGGACCACGCUUAAUGCCUUAAAAACCUUAAGACCUCCGAUCAAAUAGCAUUUUUUCACAUACGAAUGUUCCAAAAAUAUUUAUAAACAAAUUUCCACCACA